AUGCUAGCACCUAAUGCUAUAAUAGCUAAUUCGGAAAGUAAUAUUUCAAUACCUAUAGUUGUGGAAGAGACAAAAAAGAGAAAAUCUGAGUCUGCGUGUAUUUCUGAUCAACACUCUGUUAGUAAAGAUUUAACUGAAAAGAUAGACAAAAUAUCAGAAGCAAAAAAAGAAACUAUACCACCUGAAGCCUCACAAAAAACUAAAGAUCCUUUAGAAUUCUAUAAGAGAACACAAGAGGAGGCUAAAAAGAUAAGAGCUGUUGUACGUGCUGAUAUUUCUAAACUAUCUGCUCCUAUUUCAAAAGCUUAG
This is a messenger RNA of Ambispora gerdemannii, 309 nucleotides long. Lineage: Eukaryota; Fungi; Glomeromycota; Glomeromycetes; Archaeosporales; Ambisporaceae. The record is from the annotation of a GenBank genome assembly.